AUGGUUAUUGGCAUGUGCUUUGACACGACAGCUUCCAAUACUGGAAAACUCAAUGGAGCUUGCACUCUUCUAGAAAAAGCCAUGGGACGUAAUUUAGUAUGGAUGGCUUGCCGUCAUCAUAAGUUUGAAGUGCUGCUUGCCGGUGUAUAUAGUGUUUGUCUUGGAACAUCCACUGGACCAGAAAUUUUAUUCUUCAAAAGGUUUCGUAAAAAAUGGACAGAAAUGAAUCACACACCAGAAGCCAGAUCAACCCCUUUGAUAAUUGUUUCAGAUGCAAUUAAAGCAUUCAUCAAAUGUCAACUUGAGGUCAGACAUUCUCGAGAUGACUAUUUAGAGUUUCUACUUCUUGCUGCACAAAUAGCUGAACUGCAGGUUGAUGUAGCCAUUCGCAAACCUGGUUUGCCUCGAACACCUUUGUACCCUGCUGGCCACCUCGGCCAUCCCCUCUACCCUCCCGAUCUUUCGCAAAUACAAAGCUUUAAUGGGAAGCCUGAAUGUUCAAAUUUUUGUGAGUUCUUCUACUCGCAUCAACCUUACAUUACUAUCAAAUCUAUCGAUCAACAUGGAAGCUUGAAAAACGUCUUUUAA
Helobdella robusta is the source of this 588-nucleotide messenger RNA. RefSeq lists its product as hypothetical. The record is from RefSeq and is a predicted model, not a curated record. The transcript is spliced from 3 exons. The coding region runs from base 1 to 588 and encodes 195 amino acids. NCBI's taxonomy places the organism in Eukaryota, Metazoa, Annelida, Clitellata, Rhynchobdellida, Glossiphoniidae.